Molecule: messenger RNA, 1704 nt
Organism: Carica papaya (papaya)
Lineage: Eukaryota; Viridiplantae; Streptophyta; Magnoliopsida; Brassicales; Caricaceae
Gene: MYB1
Product: myb domain protein 1
Biological process (GO): regulation of DNA-templated transcription
Cellular component (GO): nucleus
Molecular function (GO): DNA-binding transcription factor activity, RNA polymerase II-specific; RNA polymerase II cis-regulatory region sequence-specific DNA binding
Source: RefSeq, a predicted model, not a curated record
GAUCCCGAGACAAUUGCCCUAUAAAUCUAUUCUGUUGUCUUUUCAUGUCAAACAUACUUGCAGUUAAGUCUGGUAAGUAAGUACACCACCAUGGAAGACAGAGAAGAAGAGGAGAUGACUGGCGUGGAAGCCGAAACGGAGGAGACAAUGGCUGCCGAAGUUGGACAGGGAUGCGCUGAGGGUGGAGACGGAGCUGGCGGGAGUGGGGACGAUUCUACGGCGGUUGCGGGAGAAGAAGGGGACGGCGGGAAACUGGACAAGGACAGAGUGAAGGGCCCAUGGUCUCCCGAGGAAGAUGCGAUCCUCGGCCGACUCGUCAGCAAGUUCGGGCCGAGGAAUUGGAGCUUGAUCGCCCGCGGAAUUUCUGGCCGCUCCGGGAAGUCCUGCCGCCUCAGGUGGUGUAAUCAGCUCGACCCGGCCGUUAAGCGCAAGCCUUUUACUGAUGAAGAGGAUCAUAUUAUAGUUGCAGCACAUGCAAUCCAUGGAAACAAAUGGGCUGCAAUUGCAAGGCUUCUACCAGGGAGAACUGAUAAUGCUAUUAAAAAUCACUGGAAUUCCACCCUAAGGCGUCGUUGCAUGGAUCUUGACAUGAUGAAGACAAAUUCUGGAAAUAUGUUGGAAGAUGCUAGCUUAGACAAAAACAAAGCGUCAUCUGAAGAAACCCUAUCUUGUGGUGAUAUCAGUUCAUUAAGAUCUCUGGAAGGAAAAGAUGCAAGUUCAGCGGAAGUUUUCGAUGAGGAAUACGAAAACCAGGAAUUAACGGAUGGUCCAUCAUUGCAGGAGGUGAAAGAACCUACUACACUUUUCCAUCCAGUAGCACGUGUCAGUGCUUUUAAUGUAUAUAAUUCUAUUGAAGGCUCAGAAGCUGCAUCACCAGAUCCAAGACCAGUUCCGAUGCGAGGACCUAUAGUUCAAUCAUCAAACCCAGCUGUUGGGAUUUGCAAAUUGCUUGAAGGAGCUUAUGGGGACCAACUGGUGCCUCAGCACUGUAGCCAUGGGUGCUGUGUGGCCCAAAGUGGUAUGUACCGUCAAGAUUCUUUGUUAGGGCCAGAGUUCGUGGACUACUUGGAUUCCCCAUCCUUUCCAAAUGAAUUGGCUGCAAUAGCCACAGAUAUAAGUAAGCAUGCUUGGCUAAAAAGUGGAUUGAAUAGCUGUACUACUGGGGUGGUGGAUGAUGCUACUGGUAAUACAAUGCCACAUGAUUCUCAAGUGCAUUUACGCCAUUUGAAAGAGAACAAAGUGAAUGGCCUUUUUCAUGCAGACCAGGGGAAGAACAAUCUAACUGGAACGAUAGACAAUGCGUUCUCCACAUAGAUUUGCUGGCAACUGUAGCUUAAGGUUAGGCCUUUCUAGGUGAAUGGUUGUAACACCAGGUUUCACUAGAAUGGAGAAGUUUUGCUGUUUUGACAUUAAUUCCCAAUUAUCAACUUGUUUAUGAUACUGAAAAGCCGAGGAGAAAAGGAAGAAUAACCAAGAAUCAACAGGAAGCAAAGAAGAAGCUUUUCAAUAAUCAUUCAGUUGUUCCAUGAGUGCCUUAGAUGUGUUGCUGGACUUACCAUGUUAAAAAUUGAUUAUGUACAGAAAAUCAAGGUAGUCAAUAUGAGUUAUUGGUUAAGUGAGGAGUGGUUCUUUCCAUUGUUCUAGUAACUGAUAUGCUGGGAUGAUUUUCUCUUCAAUUGACAAAUAUGACCAGUUAUUGCCAAA